Messenger RNA from Camellia sinensis, 1239 nucleotides. The record is from RefSeq and is a predicted model, not a curated record. NCBI's taxonomy places the organism in Eukaryota, Viridiplantae, Streptophyta, Magnoliopsida, Ericales, Theaceae.
AUGUAUUGCGUCUUAAGAGCAAGCAUUGAUGGCAGAAAGUUGGUGCAAAUUUCUAGCAGCAAAGCCCAGAAGUGGUGGCAACUGGCUUAUACUAUAGUUUAUUGUACCGAAGCCUGGCUCUCUCUGGCUCUGCACAAAGCGAAUCCAAACCAGAAGUGUUUCUUGCAUGCGCCAUCUUUUUUUGUGGUUGAUGUGGAGCCGGACAACUUCCCUAGUAUCGAUCACUCAAGCCUCAGCAAGCUAGUUAGGAAGAGAAACACCACCCAGCUUGCACAGUUUGGAGGGGUUGAGGGUGUGGUCGCAAAGCUCCAAACCAAUGCAGAGAAUAGGAUUAAAGGCGAUGUUGAUGACAUUGCCUCUCGACGCAACAUCUUUGGCUCCAACUCCUAUAGGAAGCCACCUGCAAAGACACUCCAAGUUGUGAUGGAUGCUAUUGCGGAGGCAUUUAAAGAUCCCAUUAUUCUCAUCCUACUUGUUUGUGCUGCUCUUUCUCAUGGUUUCGGAGUUCACAAGGAUGGGCUCAAAGGAUGCUCUGAUGGUGCCAGCACAUUCAUUGCCGUCUUCCUAGUCAUUGCUGUCUCUGCCUCGAUUAAUUUCUGGCUCAAAAAACAAUUCAACAAGUUAUCCCAAGGCAGCAGCGACAUCUGGGUUGAUGUCACAAGAAAUGGACAGCAACAGCAGAUUCCAAUUUUUGAUGUUGUUGUUGGAGAUGUUGUUUCAUUGAAGAUCAGAGAUCAAGUUCUUGCUGAUGGGUUGCUCUUAGAUGGACACCCAUUAAAGGUAGAUGAAUCAAGCAUCACAGCAAAAAGUUAUCCACUUGAAGAAGUCGACCAGAUCUUUAAUCCGUUCUUGCUUUCUGGCACCAAGGUCAUUGAUGGGGAUGCUCGGAUGCUUGUGACUUCAGUCGGCACGAACACAGAAUGGGGACAGACAAUGAGCAAAAUAAACUAUGAUUUUGAUGAGAAGACGCCUUUACAAGCUAAGCUCAAAAAUCUCACCUGGUUUAUAGGAAUGGUCGGCAUGCUAUUUGCUUUCCUGGUUCUUGUAAUAUUGUUGAUUCGCUACUUCACUGGAAAUAUGCAUGGCGAUAAUGGAAGUCGGGAGUUCACUGGUGACAAGAAAAAUAUACAUUACUUGUUCAAAGCUGUAGUGGGAAUCCUAGUAACCCCAGUUACCAUUGCAGCAACUGCCUUUCCAGAAGGGUUUUUGCUUGCUGUCAAGGUUACUUUUGCUUAUUGA